Molecule: messenger RNA, 8829 nt
Organism: Plasmodium reichenowi
Lineage: Eukaryota; Apicomplexa; Aconoidasida; Haemosporida; Plasmodiidae
Product: formin 2, putative
Exons: 1
Coding region: 1-8829 (2942 amino acids)
Source: RefSeq, a predicted model, not a curated record
AUGAAAGAUUUGAUGGAUAGAAACGAAAAACAUGUUUAUGAAAAGUAUAUAGAGAAUAAAAAUAAAAAUGAUAAUCGAAUUGAUGAUAAUAAUAAGGCAAAUUUUCAUACAAAUGUAAAUAAGAAUAUUCACAUGUAUACAAUGAAGAAUUGGUUAAAUAAAAAAGAAAAAGAGAAUAGAAAGAAAAGUUUGUUCAAUAUGAAUAAAACAUAUAAAGAAGAUGAUGAGAGAAAUAUAUAUUAUAAUAAUAAUAAGACUGAUGAUAAUACAUAUAAUAAUGUGGUUGAUGAUAAUUAUAUAAAUAAUAAUAAGAAUAAAAUAAUAUUUCAACAUUUUCGUAAUACUGAAAGGAAGACAUAUUAUAAUGGUAUGGUGAAAGGUAGAGAAUUAUUAUAUAAAAAUAUAAAAAUGAAUGAAAAUAAGAAUAAUCAAAUAUCAAAUAUAAAUUUAACUAAUUAUUUAUUAGUACCUGAUGAAAUUAGACAUAAAUAUACAAAAACAUAUUUAUUUCAAAUAUCAAAAAGAUUAUUAGUUAUGAAAAAGCCAUGGAGAUUACCAAAAAAUGUCGAAUUACAAAUAAAUAAUGUAUAUCAUUUAUCGAAUUAUAUAAAAGUAUUAGAAAGAAUAGCUAGUGAAUAUUUAAAUGACCCACCUAUUAAUUAUUAUUAUAGAGGUUUAGAAUUAUAUAAUAAAAAUGUUUUUGCAAAUAUAGAUUAUUUAUUAAAAAAGGUAGAUAUAAAAGAAGAUACUCAAACUGUUCAUUUAAAAAAUCUAAUUAAAAUAAAUGAAUGUUAUUAUGAUUUAAGUACAUUCGGAAAAUCACCUAAUACUAUAUUUUAUCAAUCAUAUAUUAUUUUAGAUAUACAUUCUAAUACUUUAACAUUAGAAGAUGAAUAUGAAAACCUUUUUGAAUCACAAAUAUUAAAUUAUGGAUAUGGAGAAAAAGAAUAUCCUAAUUUAAAAUAUUUAUUAAGUAUCUCUAGUUCUAUUUUAUUUUGGUUAAAUUUUAAUAAAAAAGAUAAUUUCGCAAUUAUUAAUUAUCAUAAAAUCAGUUCUUUUAUUCUUUUGAUUUUUUCAUGUGCUAUGCUAGCCAUUGAUAAUUCGCUAACAUUUGAUCAAAUACAAGAAAUUUUGUUUAAAUCUUCAAAAAUUAAUAAUAAUGAUAAUGAAGAUGAUAAUACUAAUAGUGAUACAUCCUCCAAUUAUUUUUCUAAUAAUAUUCAUAAUAAUUCGGAACAACACAAAAAAAAUAUAUAUGAGGAAAACAACAGUACUCAUAGAAUGCAUAUCCAUGAAAAUAAAAAAAAUAAUAAUAUUAAUAAUAUUAAUAAUUAUUAUAUUCGUGGAGAUGUAAAACAGCAUGAUGAUAUUUUGCUUAAUAAUAAUUUAUUACGUCCCAAAUUAUUAUAUAAUGAGAAAAGGGAAGGCCUUGAUGUUGAACCAAAAUUAUAUCUACCCACUUAUAAUUAUUUUGAAAAUACGAACUCGAAGAAACUCUUAAAUAAAGACGAACAAUGUAGUGAGUCUACAACAGAAUACAAAAAUAAUUAUGUUCCUAAUUAUAAUGAAAAUAUGCGGCAUACUGUAAAUGUAAAUAGAAAAAAUGUACUAUAUGAAAACGAAUUUGACGAUAUGAAAAAUAAAAAAAGUAAAGAUGAUAAAGUUUCAAGUACAUCUUGUGGUAUGGAUUCAUUAAAUAAAGACACUAAUAAAACAAAUAAUAAAUUUAAGGAUCAUCAUUUCUGGAUCCCGUUUGAUUAUUGGAAGGCAUCGCACAAAAGAUAUUUUUAUUAUAUGUAUGAUUUAAUAAAAAAUAAAAAUAAAAGAGUUGAAAAUAAUACUUUCAAAAUAAAAAGUAUUAUAUUUACAGAUUAUGCACCUUGUUCGGUUUCUAUUGAGAUUUAUGAAAUUAUUUAUAAGGAUAAUUCUGAAUUGAAUUCGGACCUCCUUUCUGAAAGUGAAACGGAUGCGUACGAUGAAAGCGAAGAAAAUGAUGAAAGCGAAGAGAAUGAUGAAAGCGAAGAGAAUGAUGAAAGCGAAGAGAAUGAUGAAAGCGAAGAGAAUGAUGAAAGCGAAGAGAAUGAUGAAAGCGAAGAAAAUGAUGAAAGCGAAGAAAAUGAUGAAAUCCAACAAAAUGAUAAAAUCCAACAAAAUGAUAAAAUCCAACAAAAUGAUAAAAUCCAACAAAAUGAUGAAAUCCAACAAAAUGAUAAAAUCCAACAAAAUGUUGAAAUCCAACAAAAUGACGAAUGUGGUGAUAAAUAUAUAAAUACGAAUAAGGGAAAAGGAACCGAUACCAUUUAUGCAAAUAAUCAAAAUUUAAAACAUUAUUCAUUUCACAAAAACGGGAGAGGAAUAGAAUAUGAGGAAAAAGGCCUAUGGGUUUAUUCUGAUAGGGAAAAAAAGUUAGUUCCUGCUCCGAGAAUACCAAAAGAUGAAUUCAAAAGAUGUUCAAAUGAUGAAAACAUUGAUAAUAAUAACAAUAGUGAUUAUAAUAGUGAUGAUGAUGAUGACGAAAAGCAUUUAUGUGAAUGUUCACUAAAUAAACAUCACGGAAGAAAAAAGACGAAUAAGCAAAAGAAUAAAAAAAAACAAAAUAUAAAAAAAUUAAGCGUAGAGCACUUUAGUCAAACGGUUUAUCCGAAUGAAAAUAAUAAAAAUAAUAUAAAUAAUAAAAAUAAUAAAAAUAAUAUAAAUAAUAUAAAUAAUAUAAAUAAUAUACAUAAUAUAAAUAAUAAAAAUAAUAUACAUAAUAUAAAUAAUAUAAAUAUAAUAAAUAAUAAAAUAUAUAGAAAAAAUUUUAGUUGUAAUGCACCAAGUCUUGAGACCAAACAAGCAAACAUUUUAGAUAUAAAUAAUACACCCAGAAUAGAUUUUGAUAUAUCCCAUUUAAAUCAAAGAAAUAAUAAAAAAAAUAAAAAAAAAAAAAAAAUACAAAGUGAUAAAAAUAGUGUAGUAGGUACAAAUUAUCAAAAGGAUAUACCUUUUAAUAAUAAAAGUGUAAUAGGUUUAUCACAUAAUAAAAUUAAUAGUUCAAUUAAUACACUUAAUGUAUUUAAUGAAGAUGAUUCGUUAACAUCUAUAAAUCAACAUUCUGAAAUACAUUCCAGAGUAGAAUCAGAAUUUGAUAAAUUUGAAAAAAGUGUAACUCAUUUAUGGAGUAACUCUAAUUUCCCAUUAAAAAAUCAAAUAAAAAAGGUAAGUUCUGUAUUUUCUCCUAGAACUAUUAAUUCAAAUUCAUCUUGUAAAUCUAUUUCUAUUGUUGAUAAGUUGACAAGUUCCAAAAGAGAUGAUUUUAGUUCUGGUAGGAGUAUACAGACAAGUGAAAGCAAAGAAUCCUUUUCUGAUAACAAAAAAAAUAUUAUAUAUGAUCAUUUUGAUAAGAAGAAAAAAAGUUCAUUUAUUUAUAAUAAAUCACAGAUAUUUCAUAAGGAUGAAAAUAAUAUGAAAAAUGACUUUAGUGAGUAUUUAGAAAAAAUGAAAUCAAAAAGAAAAGAAACACACCAAAUAGAUAAGGAACAAGAUAUAAAACAAAAUGUAGAUGAAUAUUAUCAUUUGAAGAACGAUAAAAAAAAAAAUAAUAAAUACAAAUUAUAUGGAUUAUUAAAAAAUAAUUACAUAAAGGGUAAGGAAAAAGAUACUAAUGAUAAUGAAGAACAAGUUAAGUAUCAUAUAAAUCAUGAUUAUGAUAAUGAUAAUUAUUUAAAUGAAAAUAUGAAAAAGAAAAAAAAAAAAAUUAAAUCAGAAGAAAAAUGUAAAUCAAAUUCUUCCAAGUGUGGGUAUGAAUAUUUUCUAAAAUGUAAUCCUAUUAAUUAUAAUGUAGUGUCAUCUUAUGAAAAGAAUAAGAAAAAAUAUAUCACUAUUGAUUUUACGCAUGAUGCAGAAGGUAAUGUAAAAGAACAUAUAAUAUGUGGUGAUAUUUUGAUAUUAAUAGGACAUAAAAAUAUAGAGAAAUUUCAUAAAGGAUUUUCAAGUUCCUAUUCAUUUCAUACGGGAUUUUUAAAAAAAGGAUCAUCAGAAGUUCUUCAUCUAAAAAAAGAAGAUAUGGAUAUAAAUAUUAAUUAUGAUAAUUAUAUUCCGGAUAAUAUGAAAAUAUCAAUUAUUCUAGAUGCAGCUACAAAAGAAGAUUGUUUAAGGUCAUAUAAAAAAAGUUUAAGAAGUAAUAACAAAAUGGAAGAGUUAGAAGCUUUGAAAAACUUCGAAAGAAGAAAAUCUUUUAUUUUAAAUGAUUCUGCUGAAAGUGUAAUGAAUAUGUUACGUGAUUUUCCUAGUGAAUUUUCUCCAUCAGAAAAAACCUAUGAUUAUUUUGACAAAAUCAAUUCGUUAGAAAAAAUGAUGAAAUGUGGAAAGAAGUCGGACGUAACAAAUGAAAAUUGUGCAUCUACCGAAAAUAAUGAUAGUUUAAAAGAGGUGGUAAAAAAGGAAAAAGAACAAGAACAAAAAAAAGAUUUUGAAAAAGAUAAAAAUGGUAAAAAUAAUAUAUAUGAUGAAAAUAAUAAAAAUAUUAUUUAUGAUGAAAAUAAUAAAAAUAUUAUUUAUGAUGAAAAUAAUAAAAAUAUUAUUUAUGAUGAAAAUAACAAAAAUAAUAUAUAUGAUGAAAAUAAUAAAAAUAAUAUAUAUGAUGAAAGGGAUAAACAUCAAAUAUGUGAUGAAAAGGAUAUUGUGGAAAAAAAUAACAAAAUAGAUAAUAAAACAAAUGUUUGUGAAUCCAUUGUUGAAAAACACUAUUGUGACCAUUCAGAUAUGGAAAAAAAUAAAGGACAAAAAAUUGAUAUACAAUAUAGUAUUGAGAAAAAUCAUUUUGAUAGUAUUCAAAAUGAUCCACUUGAUGAAAAGGAAGAAUUAAAGAAUACAUAUAAAAAAGGUCAUUCUUUUAAUAAAGUUAAAGAAUUAUAUGAACAAGAGAGUUUAGAUAUAUAUAAUAAAAAGAAUUUAGAUUUUAAUUCGAGAUCUCAUUAUAAUGCUUAUUCGGUUUUUAAUGAAAAGGAACCUACCCUAAAAUAUAAUGCAACUAAUAUAACACAAUUGUUAACAUCUCUAUUUGGUUUUAGAAAUAGAGAUGAUAAAUAUUCAUUAAAUAAAAAACAAAGCAUGUGUUCUUUAUUAACUUCUAAGAAAUCAUAUUCGAAUAUUAUUUCGCUUAAAGAUUAUUUACAAAGACAAUAUGAAAUAAUCAUUAAGCCUAGUGAAAAUAUAACAUCUUUUGUUAAAAGCCAUGUCAUAAAAAUAAAUGUACCAUUAUUAAAUUUUUUGAAAAAAAUAACAAAUCUUUCGAAUAUCAAAAUUCAAUUAUCUUUGAAACUAUGUAAUAAUGACCUUAAUAAAUCAUUAAAUUUUAUUGUGUGUACAUGGGGAAUUAAUAUAUUAAAAAAAAAAAGUUCUGCGAAAUAUUCCUCUAGUUGGAAUCAAAUACCAGAAUAUCGUAGAGAGUUCAAAAAAAUUUUAGGAUAUCAUAAUUUUAGUAGUAAAUCAUCUCUUGACACAUCUAAAUGUGUAAAUAAAUUAGAUAGUGUAAGUGAAAUGGAUAGUACUAAUUAUACGAAUAUUUCCUACUACAAAAUGUUGAAGGAUGUUAAAAGUUUGUAUGAUGAAGGUUCAAAAAAAAGAGUACAUACAGAUGAAUGUAUUUAUCGAAUUGAAGAAGAAGCAGAAGAAAAAAAAAAAAAAAACAAACAAGAAAUUAAUAAUAAUUAUAUUUUAUCUCUUUUAAGAAAAAAAGAGAAAAACGAUAUAGGGAAACGUAUAAUAGAUAGGAAAGAAAAAAUAAAAGAUGAAAAAGAAACUGAUUAUAGUCCUAAGGAUACAUCAUCUGAAGUUAGUACAAGUACAGAUAUGAUAAAAUUUACACAAUUGUAUACCAACAAAAAGGAAAACAAGGAAAAAGAAGAUAAUCACGUACAUCGUAAAAUAACCAAAUCUGAUAUUAUAACAAAUAAAAAAGAGAAACAUGACGUAAAUAAUAUAGAAGAGAUACAAAAGAAUGAUACAGAUAUAUUGAUAAAUAAUGAUGUGAAUAAAAAUAAGAAUGAUAUGUUGAAACGUGCUGAUAAUUAUAUUAUUAGUAAUAAUAAUAAUAAUAAUAAUAGUAAUAUUUCUUUAAAAAAAACAAUUGGAGAAAGUAGCUUUUUUUAUGCUAAAUUACCAAGUGGGGAACUUAUCAAAUUAAAAGUAAACGAUUCUGUGGAAUUAAGUACUCAUGAUAGCAUGCCAUUAUUGUUAGUUGAACCCGUAGAUGAUAUAACCGAUGAAAUGAAAAAAGGGAUAACCGAAUGGAACUCUCUUUCAAAAAUGAACUCUCAAACGUUUAGUAAAGAAAAUACAAUGAGUGAUAAUAAUAAUUUACAUAAAGAUUAUAUUAUUAACGAUUUAGAAGUAAUGUACAAUAAAUUGAAUAAAAAGGGUAGUAUUGAAUCCACAUUUAGUAUGGAAAGUGAAAGAACUGUAACUUCAAGAUUGUCCCCAUCUAUUCCUGGUGAAACAUUAACAUCUUUAGUAAAUGUGAAGGACCAAAAGGAAAUAAUCGUUGAAGAUAAAAAGGAAGUAAUAGAUGAAGAUAAAAAAAUAGAAAAAAUUGAGGGCAAAAAGGAAAUAAUAGAUGAAGAUAAAAAAAUAGAAAAAAUUGAGGAGAAAAAGGAAAUAAUAGAUGAAGAUAAAAAAAUAGAAAAAAUUGAGGGCAAAAAUGAAAUAAUAGAUGAAGAUAAAAAAAUAGAAAAAAUUGAGGACAAAAAGGAAUCAAAAGUUGAACAAAAAAUUGAUGAAAAACAAAAUAAUGUUACAAGUGAGGAGAACAAAGCUGCAAACGAUAAACAAAUUAAAGUCAAAGCUAUUGAAGCCUUACUUAAACAAUCAAAAGCAAAAAGACCCCCUCCACCAUUACCUGCUGCAUUAUUAAAAUCUGUCAAUGUUGCAAAGGAAAAACCUGAAAUGAAAGAAGAAGAAAUUGUAAAGACAGAAAAUAAUACGAAAUUAGCCUUUACAAAAAAAGGAGGGAAAAAAAUUCCAGCUCCUCCACCCUUUUUAUUAAAAAAAAUGGGAGAUAAAUCCAUGUGUGUUUUAAAAAAAUGUCCAGAAGCUUUUGGUUUGAAAAAAGCAGCUAAAGUUCCAGAAAAACGUCCCCUAGGAAUAAAAUUACAUUGGCAAUUAUUACCUACUCAUAAAAUUGAAGGUACUGUUUUUAAUGAAAUAAAAACUCAAGAAGUAAAGUAUAAUUUAAUUGAUACGAAAGCGGUACAUAAAUUAUUUGCAAGAGUAAAAGGGGAAAAGAAGAUUAUAAAAAAAAGUAUAGAUGAUAAACAGAAAAAACCAGAAGAAAAAUUAGUUACCGUAUUAGAUAGGACAAGGGCACAAAAUAUUGGUAUAUUAUUAAGAUUUCCAAUGAGUACUCAAGAAAUUGUUGAUAAAAUUAAUUCUUUUGAUCUGACGGAUUUGAAUGUAGACUUUUUACAAAAAGUAUUACAUAUUAUUCCAUCAAAAGAAGAAUGUGACGGUAUAUUACAAAAAUUAGAAAAUGAAAAAAUAAAAACAGAACAAUUCAGAGAUGUUGAAAGGAAAUUAAUACCAUUUGUAUAUCUAGAUAAAUGUCAAAGUAAAAUACAAAUAUGUUUAUUCUCUUUAAAAUAUGAUAAAAUGAUUAAUGAAAUAAAUAAAGAUUUAGAUAUAUAUGAUAAAGCUGUAAAAGAAGUUAGAUCCAGUAUACGAUUAAGAUCUUUAUUAAAAGCUGUUUUAAAAUGGGGAAAUUAUGUAAAUUAUGGUAUUAAUGAUAAUGAAGAUUUAGUUGCUUUAGGAUUUACUUUAUCAUCUGUUUUAAAAUUAAGUGAAUUUAAAUCUUCCAUUGAUAGUAAAAUAACAUCUUUACAUUAUAUUACCGUAACGUUAUGUAUGUAUCUUCCAAAUCUAAAUAUGAACUUAUUAGAAAAUGAUUUGUUAUCUGUUUUGACAGCAUCAAAAAUGUCUUCGGAAUCUAUAGAUAUUAUUUUUUCUUCUUUAGAAAAAGAAAUUACUUAUAUUAAGGGGCAAUUAAAAACCAACUAUGAAGAAAAAUUUAAGGAAAAAAUGAUGUCCUUAUUAGAAGAUAGUGAACAAAAAUAUAAUACAGCACAAAAACAAUAUGAACAAACUAAAAAAGAUGUUAAUGAAUUAGGUAUAUAUUUAGGUGAAGAUAUGCCAAAGAAUGGUAAUUUAGAAAAUAUUUUUAUCAUCUUAUCAUCAAUUGUAGAUAGCUUUACUAAAUGUUAUAAAGAUAUUUUAGCUAACCCAAAAAAAUUUUCAAUCAUGUUAAAUGAAGAAAGCUUGUUAGAUGAUUAUUAUAAUGUUUUCUGUAAAGGUAAAAAACGACCUAUCAUAAAAAUGAAUAGCAUUUCUACAAAUUCAGAUACCAAAGAAGACGAUACGAUCAAAAAUAAAAGUAUCCCAGAUAUUAAAAUAAAAAUUAAUAAAUCAAAAAGUGUCAGUGUAAAAAAAAAUGACCACGGUAAAAGUACCAUGUUUCAACUAAGAAAUCAAUUAAUGCAAGAUAUACAAAAUAGAUCCAUUUUAAAAAAAUCGUUGGUAUUUCCUAAUACAUCACAAAAUGAAUCUUCUUCUAUUCAACCUUCUCAGCAAAAUGGAUUGGAUAAUAGUAUAGCAAAAAAUGAAACUGAACAAAAUAUUAAAAAGGAGGAAGAAUUAAAAAGUGAUAAUGGCAUCAAAAUAAAGGAAGUCCAAACGUUAAAUGAGGAAAGUAAAAAUGUAAAUGUUAAUAACACAAUGAAUGAUGUGGUAACUGUGGAAAAUAUGUCUGAUGAGAAGCAAAAUAAAGAUAUCAAAGUGGAAGAUAUAAAUAAUACAUAA